UAAAAUUCAAGAUGGCGGACAACGAAGAUAAAUACUCUAUUUUGCUACCCACAUAUAACGAGCGAGAAAACCUACCCUUGAUCGUGUGGUUGAUUGUGAAGGCUUUUUCAGAGUGUGGGUAUGAUUAUGAAAUAAUAAUUAUCGACGAUGGAAGUCCAGACGGUACCCAAGAGGCAGCCAAACAACUGGAAAAUAUUUAUGGAACUGAUAUAAUUCGGUUAAAACCAAGACCGAGCAAGCUUGGCCUGGGUACUGCAUACAUUCAUGGAAUGAAACAUGCAACCGGGAACUUUGUAAUUAUCAUGGAUGCCGAUUUAUCGCAUCAUCCAAAAUUUAUUCCAGAAUUCAUCAGAAAGCAGAAGGAAGGAGACUAUGACAUUGUAUCUGGAACAAGGUAUAUUGGAGAUGGAGGAGUGUUUGGCUGGGAUUUAAGAAGAAAACUGAUCAGCCGUGGGGCAAAUUAUCUGACACAGGUGCUUCUCAGGCCUGGUGCAUCUGAUCUGACAGGAAGUUUUAGAUUAUAUAAAAAGAAAGUGCUCGAGAACUUGGUAGAUGCCUGUGUUUCCAAAGGAUUUAUCUUUCAGAUGGAAAUGAUUGUGCGUGCAAGGCAGUUUGGUUACACCAUAGGAGAGGUCCCUAUCACAUUUGUGGAUCGUGUUUAUGGUGAAUCUAAACUUGGUGGUAGUGAAGUGGUCUCUUUUGCCAAGGGACUCCUUUAUCUGUUUGCUACUACAUAAUAGAGAGGCUUAGUAGUUUAGCUUCUGUUAAAAAAUAUUUUAUGAAGAGGUGUGGGUUUCAGAUGUACUCUCAAUCAGUCAACCAAAGAGGGUUAAAAUACUAAACUGAGGUGCCAUAGGAAUGCGCCUCCAUUGCAUGCGUACUUGAAUUGGUAUCAAGAAAGUUGACAUUUACUCAAGAAUGAAGGAUUUCCUAGGAUACCAGUCAAAUAAUAUUGCUGAUUAUGGCUGAGAGUAGGAAUUAAGUCAUUCACAGGUGCAACUGGGAAAACAGGAAAUUACAUACUUAUCAACUUGGUAAAAAGAAUCUGUUAGAAAGGUACUAAUAACCCAGAACUGUGACCAUUAAUGUGUUUAAUGAUUGUAACCUCUUAAAUGACUUCAAUUUGUUGUAAGAGGUACCUGCCCUUUUCUCUCUCUCUCGAAAAACGUUUUCUUAUUUUGGGGAUUAACGAAAAUUGUUUUAGAUCAAUAAAACUUGCUGUGUGCGUGGGUCAGUUUUCAGAACAUCUUUAUAAAUUUCAUUUAGUUUUACAAACGAGAUCAAGAGGGCAAUCUGUACAUCUGAGUGCUAUCAUGAGUUUUAUUAAGAAUAAUACAAAUUAACAAUAGUUAAGAUAACUAUAAAGAAUUUUCUUUAUAUAUUUAAAAAUAUGGUUACUUACAGUUAUAACAAAAUAAAAGUAUUGUAGUA
Pocillopora damicornis (cauliflower coral) is the source of this 1431-nucleotide messenger RNA. RefSeq names its product dolichol-phosphate mannosyltransferase subunit 1. Gene Ontology annotation, molecular function: dolichyl-phosphate beta-D-mannosyltransferase activity. Lineage: Eukaryota; Metazoa; Cnidaria; Anthozoa; Scleractinia; Pocilloporidae. Gene Ontology annotation, biological process: GPI anchor biosynthetic process; protein O-linked glycosylation via mannose; dolichol-linked oligosaccharide biosynthetic process. Gene Ontology annotation, cellular component: endoplasmic reticulum membrane. The record is from RefSeq and is a predicted model, not a curated record.